Messenger RNA from Pectinophora gossypiella (pink bollworm), 3098 nucleotides. It is a transcript of the gene cysu, whose product is annotated as peroxidase. Gene Ontology annotation, biological process: response to oxidative stress. Bases 157 to 2400 code for a protein of 747 amino acids. NCBI's taxonomy places the organism in Eukaryota, Metazoa, Arthropoda, Insecta, Lepidoptera, Gelechiidae. The transcript has 14 exons. Gene Ontology annotation, molecular function: heme binding; peroxidase activity. The record is from RefSeq and is a predicted model, not a curated record.
ACCCAGCCGCAGUGCACACUCCGGCGCACCACUAACAACACGCGCCAACAAUCAUAAACAAAUUGUUAAAUAAAUAAUGACUGUAAAUUGAACUGAACUUGUGACUUUUGUGCCUAUGACAGUGAUCUAGUGGUCAGAACAUUUGUGUGUGAAGUGAUGGGUUCCAAAAUUUUUACGAGAGCGCUGGUGCUAUGGGCGUUGUGCGCUUGCGUCGCUGCUCUGGCGCCGCCGGCCGAAGACGACGACUGCGCACUCUACCUCUCAGGGCCCGGCCGCUCCUCCGCCUACGACUACACACUUAACCUGCUCAAAGGAAACUUUGGCUAUGAGGGCCAGCACACUUGUAUCACAUACGACGCAGUCAACCAGGCUUACCUCGAAGCCAGGAACAGAAUCGUGGUCUCGCAACCCAAGGGUGAGUGGAAGGCUGAGGAUUUCGCCAGCGCCGGAGAAUUGAUCCUAGACAUCUCUAUCAAUCUAGCUAGACGCUAUGGACUCACAUAUGAAGAGAUAGAGAAGGGUCUCCCACUGAUAGAUACAUCGAGGACCCUCAUCCGGGACAUCUGCCCUCCUGUCUUCUCUCACGUGGAGUGUCGCGCCGGGAAGUACCGUCGGCUGGACGGUCUUUGCAACAAUCUACAGAACCCCACUUGGGGAGCCACCAUGUCGCCUUUCCAAAGACUGAUCGGCCCCCUUUUCGCGGACGGGAUCAAUGCCCCGCGCAUUGCGCACACGGGGCGCGACCUGCCGCUGUCGCGCGUGGUGUCACGCACCAUGCACCCCGAUGAGGGCUACCACGACCACGCCGGCACGGUCAUGGUCAUCGCCUGGGGACAAUUCAUGGACCACGACUACACUCUGACUGGCACGCCGCUUGACCCAAUCAACCGCAACGACCCCGAGGAGUGCUGCAAGCGCCCCCAGCACCUGAAGCACCCCUACUGCAACGAGAUCCGCAUCCCCGAUGACGACUACUUCUACCGACUGUGGGGUGUCAAGUGCAUCGACUUCGUGCGGGCCUUCCCGUCGCCGCGACCCGGCUGCCGUCUGGGUUCAAGGGUUCCGUUCAACACAUUAACCGGAGUGAUCGAUGGAAACACAGUGUAUGGAGUCACCGACAAGUUCUCCAGGAAGCUGCGCACAGGCUACGGCGGGCUGCUCCGCAUGAACCCCGUGUUUAAGGAGUACGGCCUCAAAGACCUGCUGCCGCUCAAGCUGGAUAUCCCCGACGAAGGCUGCACACGACCCAACAAGAACAUGUACUGCUUUGAAGGAGGUGAAAUCCGAGUGAACGAGCAACUGGUGCUAACAGUGAUGCACACCCUAAUGGCCAGAGAACACAACCGCAUCGCCAAGGCACUCGCGGCCGUCAACCCUCACUGGGACGACGAGACCCUCUUCCAAGAGGCUAGACGCAUCAACAUAGCUGAGAUCCAGCACAUUACCUACAACGAGUUCCUGCCCAUACUGCUCGGCAAAGACGUUAUGGAGAAAUUUGGACUUGUGCUUGAGAAAGAGGGGUAUUGGGAUGGAUACGACCCGAAUGUAAACCCUGACGUUAUCGACUCGUUCGCCUCAGCUGCCUUCAGAUUUGGUCACUCUCUGCUACCUACUGCUGUUGAAAGGUGGUCCAAGGCUCACAAAUUCAUCGCUUCAAAGAGAUUGUCAGACCUCAUCCGAAGACCAUACGACCUGUACCGAGCGGGUGUUCUCGACGAAUACGUCAUGGGCCUGAUGAACCAAGUGGCUCAAGCUAUGGACGACUCUAUCACUCAGGAAGUUACCAACCAUCUCUUCAAGAAAGUCGGCGCUCGCUUCGGAAUGGACUUGGUAUCCUUCAACAUGCAAAGAGGCAGAGAAUUCGGUAUUCCCGGAUAUAUGGAAUUUAGGAAGUUCUGCGGUUUGGCUGGCGCUGAUAGUUUCCAGGAUCUGUUUGGGUCUAUGCCUAAUGAGACCGUAAGGAAGUACGAGACGAUAUUUGAGCACCCGAUAGAUGUGGACCUGUGGUCUGGAGGAGUGUCGGAGAGACCGCUACCGGGAUCCAUGUUGGGGCCCACCUUCGCUUGCGUCAUUGCUACCCAGUUCUCUUAUUCUAGACGAGGUGACAGAUUCUGGUUCGAGUUACCGAAUCAGCCAUCCUCCUUCACGCCGGAGCAACUCGCCGAGAUACGCAAGGCGCGGCUGGCUCGCGUCAUCUGCGACAACACCGACAUUAUCGACACCGUACAGCUAUACCCCAUGGUGUUGCCCGACCAUGAGCUUAACCCCCGCGUGCCCUGCCGAAGCGGCAUCAUCCCUUCAAUGGACUUCAGCAAGUGGGCGGAACCUGCGCCCUUCCACGGCGGCGCCAAGCCCUUCGUGAGUAGCUUCGAAUACGACCCCUAUGUAGGCAAGAAGUAAACCGCACCUAGAGUAGAGUAGAGCCUUAGUCAUCACUUGUUGAAGUAAAAUUUGUGGGUAGCCGAACAAUGUGUAAACCAAGAUGGCGACUGACAGUUUCAGUGUCAGAUUAAAAAACGUUUUCAAUACUGGGUACCUACAUUAAACUUGAUAAAAAACAAUGUUAUUUAAUUUAUAUCUAAAAUUAUCACAGUACACUUGAAUUAGGUACUAUUAAAAUGUCAAUAAUAGUUCACACCGAACCUAUGUCUGGUUUACACAUUAUUCAAGAUAUCGCAUUUUUAUUUAAUCUUGCUUCAAGCUAAAUAGGAGAGCUCCUGUGAUAAAAAUAUAAACAGGGUAAAAUUUACAAUGUUACAACAAUAAUAAUUAUUAACAUCUUGCUCUAAAAACAAUUCCGAAGCUAAUUGUACUUACCUAAGUAUUAAUUUCUCAAAGAUCUCCUUAUUUAGCUUGGAUAUCUACCAUCGACUUCUUAUUAUAAGUACCUAUUUUAAUAAGUAUUUUAUAACAAUAGUCAUUUUCGCCUUUAAGUCCAGAAGUCGAUAGAAGAUAAAAUAAAUUACCUACUUCUAAAUUGAUUAUGCAAUAAAUUUUGGUGCAGAUAAAGUUAGCUUUUUGGGCCGUAACACACUCACAAUAAAAACUAAGUACUCGAUUUUGCAAUCAAAUAUUUCACCUUAGUUACUUGGCACGUU